Messenger RNA from Dunckerocampus dactyliophorus (ringed pipefish), 11136 nucleotides. RefSeq names its product disks large-associated protein 2 (gene dlgap2b). Lineage: Eukaryota; Metazoa; Chordata; Actinopteri; Syngnathiformes; Syngnathidae. Gene Ontology annotation, biological process: signaling. Gene Ontology annotation, cellular component: glutamatergic synapse; postsynaptic specialization. The record is from RefSeq and is a predicted model, not a curated record. Gene Ontology annotation, molecular function: molecular adaptor activity. The transcript has 13 exons. Bases 463 to 3561 code for a protein of 1032 amino acids.
UGGUGAUGUGUGGGAGCCUGUGAAACAAGCAGCUCGCACUGCUGCAGUGGAGGAGUAAAUGCGGAGCCCAACAGUGCUCCAGGUGAUCCACAGCAGCCCAGCCCGGCACACUGCUGCCUCCUCAGCCUUCCCUCUCCUCCUCCUCCUCCUCCUCCUCUUCCUCCUCCUUCUCCUCCUCCUCUUCCUCCUCCUCUUCUUCCUUCAUCUGUCUGCGCUUCAUUUCUCUGAGGGCUUUACAAAAAGAACAGAAAAACAGGAGAAACCCUGCUUUCCCCCUCUAUGUUCUCUGAUGUGAAGCACCUCUUCUCGGCUGGCCGCAGCUUCCCAGUCAUCGUGUGAUGACACACAGCAUAUGUGCUCCAAUGUCUCCGCAACAUAGGCUCGCUGCACGACCAAAAGUUUACACCUUGGUCCCGGUCUCGAAAGUUCAAUGAAGGCAGACAUCUUCCUCCGGCCAGGAACAUGAAGGGCUUAUCGGGCAGCCGCUCCCAACACCAAAUCCCUUUACCCCAUGGCCUUGACUAUGACCCCCAUGUGCAUGACCUCCAUGGGCACCAUGGCUCAGACUCCCGUCACUCCUCCUACCUGCUCAGUCCAACAGAGAGCUGCCCAAUGGACUUCCAACAUCGCUAUUCACCACGCAGUUCCAUCCAUUCCGACUGCAUGAUGAUGGCCCCGGUUAUGAUGCCUCCCGUCCCCGCGUCUGACCAUAUCUCCAGCAGCACCUUCCCCAGAAUGCACUACAGCUCUCAAUAUUAUGACUCCGCCACACGGGAUGACUGCGUCGCCAUCACAGCCUCUGCCACAUCACCGGCAGUCGCCGCAGCUGCAGCUGCGGCCGCCGCCUCCUCGCACCACGCCGGCACCAAGAGCAAUCGCCUACCUGCCAACCUGUUGGACCAGUUUGAGAAACAAAUGCCACUACACCGGGAUGGCUUCCACACAUUACAGUACCAGCGCACAUCCACUACCGCUGAGCAACGCAGCGAGAGUCCAGGCCGCAUCCGACACCUCGUUCAUUCUGUCCAGAAGCUCUUCACAAAAUCCCACUCCCUGGAGGGAUCGUCCAAGAUGAACGGCACAAAAGGCGACAUUGUAGGAGGUGGAGGAGCAGGGAGUUACUAUCAUCACGGCCAUCAGCCUAACAAACAUGGUAGCAAGAGGAGCAAAAGCAAAGAACGUAAGCAUCGCUCCGGCGGUUGGUGGAGCUCUGACGACAACCUGGAUAGCGACAGCACCUACCGCACUCCCAGUGUCAUGUCACGGCACCACGGAGAACACGUCACCCACUGUUACCCAGAUUCCAUACAUGGACACCACUUUGGAGACCUGUCACUCAAGACCUCCAAGAGUAACAACGAUGUUAAGUGCUCAGCGUGCGACAGCCUGGCCAUGGCGCCCGAAGGUAAAUUCAUGAAGAGGAGCUCCUGGUCUACACUGACAGUUAGCCAAGCUAAGGAGGCCUACAGAAAGUCAUCACUCAAUUUAGAGAAAACCAUGAUGCACCCAGACCUCAAGCCUUCACGAACCUGUCAUUAUCUGCAGGUACCUCAAGAUGAAUGGGGUGGAUACCCCGGCGAGAAGGAUGAGGAGAUCCCAUGUCGGCGGAUGAGGAGCAGUAGCUAUGUCAAGGCUAUGGGAGAGGUGGAUGAUGAUAGUGGCGAUUCUGAAAGCAGCCCCAAAACCUCCCCACAAAAAGGCAUUAGGCCGGAUGCUCUCAUCCUCAAGUCGGCCAUGCAGAGACCCCAUUUCGACUCCCAAAGCCCGGGGUACCGUUUGCAAACCAUGAGAGAUAUGCGGGCCCACCCGAGUGUUACGCUGGCUCCUGCCACCACCUUUCAUCAUCCGCCGCCCUUCCGCUCUCGCAACCAGAGCUACAUGCGCGCUGUCAGCACCCUCAGCCAGGCUAGCUGCGUCAGCCAGGUGAGUGAGACUGAGAUCAAUGGCCAGUUUGAGUCAGUUUGCGAGUCCGUUUUUAGUGAAGUAGAAUCCCAGGCUAUGGAGGCCUUGGACCUGCCGGGUUCGUUCCGCACUCGAAGCCACAGUUACCUCCGUGCAAUACAGGCUGGUUAUUCCCAAGAUGACGACUGCUUGCCUUCAAUGACAUCCUCCACUGUCACUUCAACUCUCAGAUCCACAACAGGCGCCCGUAGCUUAGCUGGGGGGCGUAGAGAGUACGGUAGGUCCGGGAUUCAGUUUCGCCUCCCUACUUCCUGCAGUGUGGACCGUGCUCAGCCACCACCAGCGGUCUCAUAUCCUCCUAGUUACAAGAAGACUCCCCCUCCUCCUGUGCCCCCACGUGCCACCACCAAGCCUCUUAUCUCUGUGACAGCCCAGAGCAGCACCGAGUCUACCCAAGAUGCCUACCAGGAGGGAAGGCAACCACGGGGCGGUCUAUGGACCACUGACAGCCUCGGACGUCCCAUCUACAGUUCCACAGACAGCUUGGAUAGCUCCAAGGCAGUCACGAUGGCCAUAGAGUCUGCGGCGGCCAAGAGGCACGCAUCUUUGGGCAGCCACACCUCCAUCCAGACAUGUGACAAAGCAGUGUUGGUAUCCAAGGCGGAGGAGUACCUCAAAACCCCUCGAUCCUCUAUCGGGAUACAGGUGGAAACUGUGACAGACUCCGAAACUGAAAGUAAAGGCCUUCCUCAAUUUCACUCAAUAGGUAUCCAGGUGGAGGAUCACAAACGGCGAGGGCGGAUCAAGCGUUCCAACAGUGUUACCACUGCAGUGCAAGCCGACAUGGAGCUGGAGGGCUUCCCCUCCAUGGAAGACAAGGGUCUGCAGUUUGGUGGGGCUUUUGGUCGGCACUCUGAACCCAGCACCCCCACGCAGUACGGGGCUAUCCGCACGGUGCGCACACAGGGCCUGUUUAGCUACAGGGAGGAUUACCGGGCCUCCAGCGGGCCUCCCAGCCCACAGCCUGAACCGUGGCUGGCUGAACCCAGCCUGGAGGCCACAGAGACGGGCCGAGUGUCUCCUCUACGCAGGGAUGGCGGCUGGUUCAUGCAGCUUCUUCACAAUGAAACCAAAAGGUUGGAGGGAUGGUGCAAAGACAUGGAGAGGGAGGCGGAAGAGCAUGACCUGUCGGAAGAGAUUCUCGGGAAAAUCCGGAGUGCGGUGGGGAGUGCUCAGCUGCUAAUGUCCCAAAAGUUUCAGCAAUUUUACUGGCUGUGUCAGCAAAAUCUGGACCCCAGCGCCAUGCCCAGACCCACUUCUCAGGACCUGGCUGGAUUCUGGGACCUCUUGCAGCUUUCCAUUGAUGACGUCACUGCCAAGUUUGAUGAGCUGCAACAGAUCAAGAACAACCAGUGGCAGAUGGUGGAGAGUCCGGAGAAGAAGGAGCGAAAGUGGAUUCCUGCCCUUACCAAGAGGCCUGCCAGGGGGCGUGGCGGCGUGAUGCGGGAACGAUCCCUGGACCUGCAGGACCGCCAGCGGCAGGAAGCCCGCAGACGGCUCAUGGCGGCCAAACGAGCAGCGUCAUUCAGACAGAACUCAGCCACCGAGCGGGCCGACAGCAUUGAGAUCUACAUCCCGGAAGCUCAGACCAGGCUUUGAGGUCCACGGAUUCAUGCUUGAUCUCCUGUUUGUUUGCCGUCUUCAGCCAACACCAGUUCGCAGCUGCCAUUUCUCACUUUCUGAUGUUGUAUGUUACACAACAUUUCAUUCAUGGGGGGAGGGGCUUGCUGGAAGAUUUCUACAACAAUAUGCAACCCUUCAGUUACCAUUAGCACAUGAGGACAUACUCCUCCUCUAAAUCACCAUUUAAUUCCUGUAUUCUUUCAUAUUAAAUAACCCUUUACCACAGAAACAUACUGUGUGGUAGCGAAGUUCAAAUCCCUAAAAUAACUUGGAUACAUUUUUUUUAGGGAAAUCAAGGAAAAUAAAACUCAUUAUCAUUUCUAUUUUCAUCCAUUUGACUUUAGAGUUCUAACGUCCCAUUUCAACUUUACAUACAAACUGUAUUUUUCGCUGCUGGAUGUGUUCCAAUUGCAAAACAAAUGUGUAUGAACUAAAAAGGUUUGAGGGUAAACAACAACAACAAAAAAAAAGUAUUUUGCGCCUUAUGAUAUUCAUGUUUGUAUUUCCAAGGGAAAUGUAGUUUAUGAAGCUCAUGUGAUAAUGUUGCAGUUGAACUGCAAAGGACACUUUUUUUUUUCCUUCAUGUCAUUCAUUUUGCCCCUAAGGCCUCUCAUAGUUCAAAUAUUGUGAUAAAUCUAACUGAUUUACAUUACAAUCUACAUUUAGUAUUGAUGCAUUGUUGGUUGAUUUGGGGAUGCUUCUACGCUGCAACAUUUAGUUCAGUUUGAACAAAAAAAAAAAAAAAGUCAUUCAGUCGUGAAAAGACAAGGCGCAAAUGACACGAACACCGGUCAGUUACUAUAGUAAAUGGUGCUGCUUUUUACUCUCCAACUCUUGUCCUUAAACCAGGCCUAUGUGCACAUAUACACACACGCGCGCGCACACACACACACACACACACACACACUCAAGGACUUUUUAAACAGAGAUUUAUCAACAUGGUGCCCCGUCCUCUGUCUCUGCGGUGAUGUGUGUUCGAUUGUGACUUUAGAAAGGAUCAUCUUUGCAAUGCUCUUGGCCCUCGCUCCUUAGUUGACUUUAACAUAGCAGCUUUACAAUCAUGUGCAUGCUACACUGGGUUCUCACAAGGAGAGUUGUGUCUGUGUUGUUGCCGUGGCGACUGCAGAUCAAUGUACAUAGGUGGACCAGCCAGGAACACUUACAUGCACCACGUUGGCUGAAGUGCAUAGCAUCACAAAUUUAGGGCUAAGCCUGCAAGCAAAAGCAGAACAGUUAUUCCUUAAUGUUCCUUUAAUGUAGGGGGUGUCCAAUUUUUUUUUCAAAACUUAAAAGAUGCAAGGAGCCACUUUCAGGUUUUUAUAUAUUUUUUAAAAUUCGGUAAAAAUGCUAAAAAAAAGUAUAUAUAUAUAUAUAUAUAUAUAUAUAUAUAUAUAUAUAUAUAUAUAUAUAUAUAUAUAUACACACACACACACACACAGUCAUGGAUAAAAUUAUUAAACCACUCUCAUUUCUUCAGUUUCUUGUUCAUUUUAAUGCCUGAUACGACUAAAGACAAAUAUAAAAGUGACAACAAAAAUACCUCAUAAGAGUUACAUUUUUUGCCAGUACAAUGCUAUAGCUAUUCAUGUAAGAACUUACGUGAUUUUGGUUAUUAUCAAGAAAACCAUAGAAGUUGCUAGAUAUCAGCUCUUAAAUUAAACUCUGAUAUUUGUUAUCAUCAUUACAUUUGUCCAAAAAAAUGUACCUUUAGUUGUACCAGGCAUAUAUAUAUAUAUAUAUAUAUAUAUAUAUAUAUAUAUAUAUAUAUAUAUACUGUUUAUUUAAAGACAAAGCUUUGUAUUUAUUAUUUUUUUCAGAUUUUUCUCUACUUUUCGCUGUCUUUUUCCCAUUUUACUGUUUUUAAAAUUUUAUUUCUGCAAAAAAAACAAACCAUGAGCCACAAAUGUCCCCUGGGGCCACACUUUGGACACCCCUGCUUUAAUGUCAUUUAUACAGUUUGGGUUUUUUCCUGCUUUGGCAAAGCAAAAUAUCACUAAUAUUUUUAAAACAUGCCCCGCCCCCCCCAAUAAUCAAUAAUCUAGUGAGGACAAGCGGUACAGAAAAUGGAUGGCUAGAUGGAUAAAUGAGGAUGGAGUUAAAGAAACCGUAUGUUAAAAAAAACAACAACAACAACAAAACAGCAAUUUUCACGAUCAUAGGGAGGCUACACUCAUUUGUUAUAUAAAUUUACCAUCAUUCAUUCAUAUGAACCGCAAUGGCUGGAGGUCAAGGUUGUGCACACCAAACUCAUCCAAGCAUGCCUUUAUGGACACUGCUUUGUUCACGGGGAAAUGUUUUCAUAUUGCGGGAUGGAUACAAUUCUUUUUGUAUGCUGGUGAAAUAAGAUUAUUGGAAUCUUUCUGCCAAUUUCCAAUUCCCUUUGGCCUUAAAUGCAACACGAGCAUUGAGAAAACGAGAUUGCUUUAGUAAACCGGUGUUUUUUUCUAUUAAUUCUAAUCCCGCCAUCGUCCCCACUAGGCAAAGCCACUAAUUGUGCUUUUAUUCACUUAAACUCGGUGGGAUACGUUGUGGUCAUCUACCAUGAUGAAUUUCCUGUAGUUACAUUACAGGUUAUGGGCGAAAAAUCACAUGUUUUUCAUUCAGACUCUCAGGUUUCUUCUCGGGGUUGAGUCUAGUAGGACAUUAGUUUACAGUCACAAUUAUAUCGUAUUUCAAGUGACUUGUUAAGCCAGGUGGUGUAUUUUCAUGCCACGUGUAAGGGUAGAAUACAGUAUCUUAAAUCUACCAUCUAAUCUCUCUGCAGGCUUCAUCAGAUGGUGUAUUUACGCUUUGUUUUUGUACAAUUAGAAUUACAUUACGUACAAUUAUAAUGUUAAUAAAGGGCAUUUCUUCUUUUUUGAUCUUAUUUACGCUGUUUAACUUGAAGAUAAAGAGCAGACUGGCUAUAUAGUUUCUCUAAAUGCUGUUUUUUUUUUCCUUUUUCACAUUGUGCAUGUUGAGUCGAGGACAUUUCUCAAAGUCAGUGGUUCUGAAAUAGUGGAGCAGGCCCCCCUGUGGGGGCGCGGUGAGGUUUUGGGGGGGGGGGUUAGUGGCAGGGCGGUCUAUACUAUAUGGAAUAUCUUCUUUAUUUACGCUUUAACAGUGCAACUCAUGCAGUGGUUUGUACAAAUGAAUACAUUAAUAAUACAAGUUCCAAGAGUAUUUCAAUUUGGGGGUGGCGUGUGAACAAAUUUGUCCCUUUGGGGGUUCUUAUCUAUUGAAGGUGAAGUGAAAGGUUGAAUUUAUAUAUCAUACAACAUACUUAAGAGAGGCUUUGGUUGUUUUUUUUCCUGCGUCACGACAGCAACAAAAUAUGAAAGCUUGGACAAAAACUACCUACUACAAGCAGAUUUGUGUGUUGCGAUGUGUGGAAGUGAAGAAUGAACGUUUACGGGGUUUUAGGGCCCAAAGUUGGGUGUGUAUUGGUGUAAAAAAAUAAUAAAAGACACCCCUUGAGCUAACGUGUUGUUGCGUGCACCAUCACACUUUACUGGUAUCAUGCGGGGCUAUUCUUUAAUCAUGGUACUGCUUGGCACACAUGAACAAAUGAAAGCCAAAUAUAUUUGCUAUGAGAGGGGCUUUGGCAACUAUGUACGUGACAAUUCCUCAGGUGCCUUACAGUGUGAUGCUGGCAAGAUGUGAAUGUGCGUGAGGAGAACACUUCCUCUUUCGCAUUACAAAGGGCUGCAAACUGGGCGCGAGUCACACCGAUGACUUUCGGAGAGGAGAUCCAACACGGGAUGCACGGCGUGCACAGCUAGUUUUAAAAGUUUCACUUGUGUAUCUUUUAUUUAUUUAUUUAUUGUUAGUAAAAAAAAAAAAAAAAUAAUCUGGACAAAGAGGAGCUGCCAAAAAGUGCAAUAGUUGUCCCACACAAAGGCUGGAAUUACACUACAAGGUUCAAGUGGCCCAAUUCUAUUGGUUUUAAGUGUUUUUAAGUUUGGCUGAACACUGCAAACACUAAUUUGAUGACAGAAUUUAUGCUGAAAAAUUCAAAUUGUCUCACAUCCGGUGGGGAGUGUUAUGGAGUGCAAACCAAAACAACUUCUCCCCCGAGUGAGUCAGAGGUUUUCUUCCUGUCACUCACACAAAGACCCGCAUGCUAAUUUUAAGACAACCAGACCAAUGAAGCAGAUUCGUCAAGCUGUCAAGCAGCUAAAUAAUAUAUUCUUUUUUAAAAUGUAUUUACUGUAAUCAAUCAGCAAUUUCAAGAUUUUUUUUUUUACUCAAACUUGAAAAAAGGGGUUGGAAACCCUGCAUUUUAUUCACGCAUUUACUCCAGCAUUUACAGCCUCGCAAAGUCACAGAUUUUUUAUAAAAAAUAUACAUACAUCUUAUUUUUACAAAAAUAGGCCAUUUUUGGGGGGACAAAAAGCACAUCUCACCCACCCUAAGUCGGUAAUAAUUUCCUAAAUCUGUGAUAAUACAAAUGAAAUGUACAACAUACAAUGUUUGCAUGUUUAUGUCUUUAUGGGUCACUGAUACUGUGUUUUCAUCAAACGCUCAGAUUUCGCACUUUGUUCGGCCGUCCUUGAAUGCAUGAUAUUCGCUGCAGGACGCAAAAGUGAAACCCAUACCGUAAAUUCCGGUGUAUAAGCCGCUAAUUUUUUCUUAAACUUUGAACCCUGCGUCUUAUUUAUGGCUAAAUUCUAAUCUCGUGACAUCUCCUUUACUUCAGAACUACUACUAAUUGUCAAAAUACUGUGCCGCUCGCGAGUCAGUGAGGAAACGGUAGCUCUUCCUCUGGCAGGAGCCUAUCAAGAGCUAUCAGUGCACUCACAACAAGCUUGUACAACCCAUUGGAAAUUGCAGGAGAUCAUUAUAUAUAUAUCACAGUAUAACAAUAUAACAGUCUGAAUCACCGUGUCAUCUCACUCACAACACUGAACUCAUCACACAGCAACUUGACACUCAAAAGGUAUACCCGGCAAAUAUACCAACAUGUACCAAUAUGAGUUUGAAAUGAAAAAAAAAAAACAACUCUUUUAAAGUUUUCCCACAAUACAUUCCAUCUGAACAACGCAUUGAUCUUGGGGGGUUGCAAUGACGUCAGUCUCCCUCUGGGCUCUGGGCUCCUCUAUUGGACAGAGGCAGCAUUGCGGCGCCAUCCAUCCAUUUUCUACACUGCUUGUCCUAAAAUGAAAUGCUUUACUCAAAUGCAUUAUGGGAAAACUUUAUUUUUUAAAACUUGUAUUGUACAUGUUUGUAUAUACCUUGAGUGUUAAGUUGCUGUGUGAUGACUUUAGUAUUCCGAGUAAGUAAUGACCUCCUACAAUUUCCCAAUGGGUUGACAAGCUCGUCGUGAGUUUUCUCAUAGAUCAUGACUGGUGCCUGUCAAAUAAAAAACUGUCUGGUCCUCACAAACUCGUGCACACCACAAUAUGCCAUUUUAUGAGGUGGACACAUGCUGCUCAUACACCGUGUGUGCUAAUCUGUUUUCUCCUCUAAAUUUAGUGGGUGCAGCUUAAACAUCGGUGGUGAGUACUUAUACAUUUUAUAAUUUAAAUGCGUUAAAUAAGUGUGACAGGCAUAUUUAGGGCUUAAACCUGUCUUGUAUUGCGAGUGAACAAUGGCGAUUGAAGAGAGAAGGGGAGAGUUCUGGAGCUGAAUCAAAUCUAAUAAUUACAACAGUCCCGUUUAUUGCAAAUGUUGAUCUGAAGUCGGAGGUUCAUGUCUACAUCAAGCUAGGAGGACUUCUGCCAUUCGCUGGUGGUCCUGGAACAUAAUCCCCAUGGAUAGCUCAGAUUUUAGUACACAAUUGGUUUAACAACAGUGGUAAAUCAGAACUAAAAGAGGUAAACACUAUUUAAGGGACACCUGCUUUUCUUCUGUUCACAAGACCUUGCAGUGUCAUCCCAGCCUAUGUUACCUCACAGUGUCUUCUUGCAAACAUGACGUAUAGGAGGCAUUGUUGGGCGGCCAUGCUUGCAUACUAUGCAGUGUGUGUGUGUGUGUGUGUGUGUGUGUGUGUGUGUGUGUGUGUGUGUGUAUGAUGAGGGGUUUAGAUGUGCGUCAGAAGCUGCUUUGAGGCACCAAUCACAUUAAGUCAUAGACGUUUGUACAGGUGCUCAGUCUAUCCACUUUAGUUCUGGAAUUUUCUUUAUUAUUGUGACAAUCACACACACACACUUACACUAGACAGAACCCUUUUUUCUUGCCCCCACUCUACUUUGAAUUUUCUCCUUGUUUACGCACUGCAAAGAUGUCCUUCUAUCGUUUUGCUCUCUCUCCUCAUAAACGCAUUGAUGACACCUUCACAGCUUUAUCUGCUCCUAAAAGCAAUAAGCUUCUUUGACAUGGUUGACACGGAGAACGCUACGAUUGUGAUGUGUGUCACACACCACUGCACUGCUUCCACUUGAACGCACCACUGGGAGAAAAAGUGCUCCUUCCACUUGGUGGCGCUUUUUUUUUUUUGUUUGUUUUUUUGUCCAUUUAAUGAUGAUUUAUGAGGCGAGAGAGCAGUCACACUGUUGUUUGCCUGUGGUGGAGAAGUGUGUCGUGUUGUGGACGUUGGUGGAAAAACUAAAUAGUAUUAAUAAUCAUUUUUAAAAAAAGAAAAAGAAAAAGGCCUUUUAUAGGUUUUGGAACAUUUGACGGCAUUUCAAGGUGGUUAUCUUAAAUCUAUUUUGAAUUGUUAGAUAUAUGGGGAUAAAUAUCAAUGCCAAAUAUUCUGUAUUUGUACAAAAUUAUACAUAUAUAAAUAUAUAAUAUAUGCCUAAUUUGAAUGGAACUAUUUUACGCGCUUGACCAUGUUUUUGUUGUUUGGAAACUCCUUUUAUGAUUUUAUAAGCUCUUCAGAAAGCAUGCAGGGUAGUGAAAAUAAUGAAUGUAUUAUUUAGUGUUUCAUUGCUGUUCAAUAUUACGGCAUUUUACAGAUCGGUUAAUGUUUAUAAGAUUCAUUUGAGAUUUCCUUUCAGGGUUUGUUUACCCCAGUAAGAUUUCUUUUUUUUAUGCAAGGUUUGGACUCAACCAUUCAUUUCUGUUCAUAUUUUUUUUCCUGCUUUGUUAUAAUGUGUUUAACAGUAUAAUUUGCCUCUUUACUGACAUCUAUCAUCUGUAAAUAAAGAUGCUAAUUAAACUUUUUAAAGAAAGCAGCAGGGCUCUGACACAUACUGAUUUUGCAUUCUGGUUUUUGUCGUUAACAGAAGUCUGGAUAUUGUAGCAUAUAACCACUUUGUCUUUAAAAGGUAUGCACGUCGCUCCAAAUUGCAUUUUUUUAAACUAAAAAACGAACACCUCCAACGGCUAUCAUACAGUAAUCCCUUGUUUAUCGCCGGUAACUGAUAGAUUGGUGAAUUUCCACAAAGGCGGAUUCCUUUAUGAAUGGAAUAUUUUCAACCUGUUUAAGAAUAAAUAUAUUCUCUUUUUAAUAUUAGAGCCAUCUAAACAUUACAUAACAGCCAUGCAGUCACAUUUACAUUUAUAUUACCCACAAUAGUAGACAUUAUCAGAGAAAAUUAGCCAUUUAAAAGUUUACCUUGUAGGGGAGCAGAUUCGAGGACGGACAGGAAGUGACGUCGGGGGUUCCGAGAAACUACAAAAUGAACA